GACCUGGCAGAACAUUGUAGGAAACAAUGCAGCCGCGACGGUAUCCUGUGCGACCUGGAGCUUGGCCUUGAUCCGGCCAACUACGUGUGCGCGGCCACCUGGGCUGUCCUGGUGCACCUGGCUGGUCUCCAGCCCGCGUCGAACAACGCCGAACUUCCCGGAACCAUCGCGCAG
This is a messenger RNA of Prorocentrum cordatum, 174 nucleotides long. Lineage: Eukaryota; Dinophyceae; Prorocentrales; Prorocentraceae. The record is from the annotation of a GenBank genome assembly.